Molecule: messenger RNA, 1164 nt
Organism: Solanum dulcamara
Lineage: Eukaryota; Viridiplantae; Streptophyta; Magnoliopsida; Solanales; Solanaceae
Product: transcription factor MYB17-like
Exons: 3
Coding region: 23-964 (313 amino acids)
Source: RefSeq, a predicted model, not a curated record
UGUGUAUGUAUGAAAGAGGGGAAUGGGGAGAACACCAUGUUGUGAUAAGAAUGGUCUAACCAGAGGACCUUGGACUCCUGAAGAAGAUGAGAAGCUCAUUCAAUUUAUCAACAAGAAUGGUCAUGGUAGCUGGCGCUCACUCCCAAAACUUGCAGGUCUUCUUCGUUGUGGGAAAAGUUGUCGUCUUAGAUGGACGAAUUAUCUAAGGCCAGACAUCAUACGAGGUCCUUUUAGCCCCGAAGAACAGAAGCUUGUCUUACAGUUACAUGGCAUUCUUGGAAACAGAUGGGCUGCAAUUGCUUCACAAUUACCUGGGAGGACAGACAAUGAGAUAAAGAAUCUGUGGAAUACUCACCUGAAAAAGCGCCUGCUUUCUAUGGGCAUUGAUCCUCAGACUCAUGAACAGUACUCUGAUCCCAAUGGACUGUUGAGAAGACCAGCUAUAUCACCUUCAGCGCGUCAUUUGGCACAAUGGGAAAGUGCUAGGCUUGAAGCUGAGGCUCGUCUUUCUAGAGAGUCCCAAUUCUUGGUUCCAUCAUCAGUCGGGAGGUCUGAGACUGACUAUUUUUUGCGCAUAUGGAAUUCAGAGAUAGGAGAGGCAUUUAAGAAAUUCAAGAAAGGAGAAAAACAUGCGUGUCAAAGUCCAGCCUCUCAAGCAUCUUCGUGUACAAAGUAUGGAUCAGCUUCAGGCAUUACGACUGAGGUUGAACUCAGUGUUGCUGGUUCACCAGUAAUGGGGAGCAAUCAAAAUGAAUAUAAAAAGUGGAAAAUUGGCCAACCAUAUACUGAAGAUUUCUUGCAAGGAUCAGACACCUCUAGCUCCAACGCCAUGGAGGAUUCAUCUGAAUCAGCAUUGCAACUUCUUUUGGAUUUCCCUAGUAACAAUGACAUGAGCUUUCUAGGACAAAGUGAUUCCUAUAGCUUGUAUCCCUUUUUGAGUGAAAGCUCAUUGAUCUGCCCUUAGGCUGAAUAUGCAGCGUUCUUUCUCUGAUAUCAGUGACUCUGAAAUGUCGAUUUUGAAAAAUGUUUCUGCUGGUUGUUUUAGUAUCUCCAGCUGUGGAAAGAACACAUAUUCUAACUAUACUACAUAUUAAUGUCAUAGCAAGAGGGCUAUAUCAGCUCCAUCAGGGGAAAAACAAUGUAUUUACCUCUAUAUAUUUUGUA